UGAUCCGCCCCAAUUGGUCCUAGCGGUCCACGGAGAGCUCCACCACAGUAAAACACUUGCACGGUCUCUUACCGCCCUCAUUCCCUCGGCAGCUCCUCGCAACUGUUCGUGAAGUCUUCAUCCUUCGAAAGAUGUCGGACGAGGGAAAGUUGUUCGUUGGAGGUUUGAACUUCACCACGACCGAAGACUCGCUGGCGGCGGCCUUCGGCAAAUAUGGAACCAUCGAAAAAGUGGAUGUGAUCAGAGACAAAGAGACAGGAAGGUCUCGUGGUUUUGGCUUUGUGAAAUAUGAAAAUGUGGAAGAUGCCAAAGAUGCGUUGGAGGCCAUGAACGGAAAGACUCUGGAUGGCCGGUCUAUCCGUGUGGAUGAAGCUGGGAAGGGUGGUGGUCGCUCCAGAGGGGGAUUCAGCGCCGGUGGGUCACGUGGGGGUGGCGGAGGCCGUUUUGGAAGUUCUAGAGGUAGAGGUGGUUACAAUGGAGACCGGAGUUACGGCGGCGGCGACAGGGGUUACGGUGACAGGGGCUUUGGAGGUGGAGACAGGAGCUUUAACAGUGGAGGCGGCGGCGGCGGCUACAGGAGUGGCGGCUACUCGGGCGGCUACAGGGACAAUAGGGGUCAAGGCGGCUAUGGCGGCGACCGUUCAAGCUCAUACCGCGAUGGAUACGACUAUGCUGCAAACGACUAAACAUCUCCCUGAUUCAAGAUCAUCACUUGGCUGGCUGUAUUUCAAAGAUGCGCUCCUCAAGAAAACCCGUCCAUGUUAUUGCUGACCUUAGUUUUGUAGUUCUGUUGUAGUAACAAAGCAUCUUAAAAGAAUGUAGCCUUGAGUUUUUGGUCUUUCGCUUUUUAAAGCAAGGAGGGGAAAAAAAACCACGUGUUUAACAAAAAUUACAGUUAACGGUCUUUGCUUUGCCCAGGGGGCACCACAAAUCUUUUCCCAACUAUGUUAACUGAUAAACUUAUGAGUGGGUCAAUGCCAUGAAACCCAGAAUUUGGGGGUCAGACAAGUCCAUGGCUUUUUUUUUUUUUUUUUUUUUUUUUAAGGAUCUAUACUUUCUCCAAAACGUUCAAGUGUUGCCUGGUUUUCAAUUUUUUAUUUUUAUUUUUGGCACUUGAUGGGGCUCAUUUGUGUCUUUCUGAGGUUCCAGCGACCAGCCUCCCGCCAUUGUUUUAACUCUUGAGGAAAGAUACGAAUUUGACCAGACAGACUGAAGGAGAUAGUGUAGUUUUAAGGCCUAAAAUUCGUUUUUCAAUUAAACUUAGGUUAGUUGGCGCCUCCUGUGUGUUCAAUUUCCCAAAAGCGUGAAUUCCUUUCAGACUGGUGAACUACAAAUCCGAAGGGGCCGGCUGUUCAUGAAGUUGCAAAUUGCAGCAUGCAGUCUGUCCAAGGUAUCUUCUGUGCUCUGCUCAACAUCUGCAUUUAAAAAAAUUAAAAAAAAAAGUGCUGUAAAUUGGACUAAUCUUGUCAAGUGAUCGAAACAAAAUGUAACUCCGUUUCCAAAAGUAAAAUCGCAAUCGGGAACAGCUUUGUACUUUAUGUUCUUUGUAUGGGUUUUUUUUUUUUUUU
Hippocampus comes (tiger tail seahorse) is the source of this 1568-nucleotide messenger RNA. RefSeq names its product cold inducible RNA binding protein a (gene cirbpa). The record is from RefSeq and is a predicted model, not a curated record. NCBI's taxonomy places the organism in Eukaryota, Metazoa, Chordata, Actinopteri, Syngnathiformes, Syngnathidae. Bases 132 to 686 code for a protein of 184 amino acids. The transcript has 7 exons. Gene Ontology annotation, molecular function: RNA binding.